Molecule: messenger RNA, 3074 nt
Organism: Onychostoma macrolepis
Lineage: Eukaryota; Metazoa; Chordata; Actinopteri; Cypriniformes; Cyprinidae
Product: receptor-type tyrosine-protein phosphatase eta-like
Exons: 17
Coding region: 1-2667 (888 amino acids)
Biological process (GO): angiogenesis; protein dephosphorylation
Molecular function (GO): cadherin binding; protein tyrosine phosphatase activity
Source: RefSeq, a predicted model, not a curated record
AUGGCAGCAGAUCAAUCAACAGAAGGAGAAACUGUCUGCAUCUCAAACUAUACCAAGCCAGAUGUGAUCAGGAAUCUCACAGUAAACAACAUCACAACAUCAUCUGUGUUUCUCAGAUGGAAUGAACCAGGAGGAAAAAGAGAUUUCUUUAAAAUUCAAUGGACCGAUGAUAAAACAAAUAGAAAUUCAACAACGAACACUUUCUAUAACAUCACUGAUCUGACUGCUGGAGUCAGUUACACAUUCUGCAUCACUGCUGUGGCAUCAGAUCAAUCAACAGAAGGAGAAACUGUCUGCAUCUCAAACUAUACCAAGCCAGAUGUAAUCUGGAAUCUCACAGUAAACAACAUCACAACAUCAUCUGUGUUUCUGACAUGGACUGAACCAGCUGGAAAUAGAUCUUUCUUUAAACUUAAAUGGACUGGUGAGAGAUUGGACUUGAACAGAAAUGCAACAGAAACUACUGACACUUCUUAUAACAUCACUGGUCUGACUGCUGGAGUCAAUUACACAUUCUGCAUCACUGCUGUGGCAGCAGACAAAUCAACAGAAGGAGAAACUGUCUGCAUCUCACAAUUCACUAGACCUAAUGUGGUCAGGAACCUCAGAGUGUCUGAAAUCACACCAUCAUCUGUGUUUCUGACAUGGGAUGAACCAGUUGGAAAUAGAUCUUUUUUUAAACUUAAUUGGACUGAUGAGAAAACAGCCAACCAUGUAACAACCAAUAACAUAUGGUAUAACAUCACUGAUCUGACUGCUGGAGCCAACUACACAUUUAUCAUCACAGCUGUUGCAGCAGAUCAAUCAACAGAAGGAGAAUCAGUGGUUACUUCAAACUAUACUAGGCCUGACGUCAUAAUGAACCUCACAGCUGAUGAUAUCACAACAUCCUCUGUCUUACUAAACUGGACUAAACCGAAUGGUCAAAGCUCCUGUUAUCGUGUAGAAUAUGAAGAUAUGAAUGUGAUUACUGAAAACACAUUCAUCAAAAUAAAUGAUCUGAUUCCUGGAGCACAGUACACUUUCAAAGUGUUUGCAGUUGCAGCUGAUCAUGUGACCGAGGGGAGAUCCAGUCUGAUUUCACUGUAUACCAAGCCAGAUGUUAUUAAGAAUCUCAUAGUGCAUGAUAUCACAACAUCAUCUGUGUUUCUGACAUGGAAUGAACUUCAUGGAAUUAGGUCUUCCUUUAAAGUUCAGUGGACUGAUGAUAAAACAAAUGAAAUUACUAACACUUCCUAUAACAUGACUGAUCUGACUGCUGGAGUCAGUUACACAUUCUGCAUCACUGCUGUGGCAGCAGAUCAAUCAACAGAAGGAGAAACUGUCUGCAUCUCACAAUUUACCAAGCCAGAGAAGAUCAGGAAUCUCAGAGUGACUAAUGUCACAAUAUCAUCUGUGUUUCUGACAUGGGAUGAACCAGCUGGAAAUAGAGAUUUUUUUAGAAUUCAAUGGACUGAGAAAAGGACAUAUUUAACAACUUCUAACACUUCCUAUAACAUCACUGAUCUGACUGCUGGAGUCAGUUACACAUUCUGCAUCACUGCUGUGGCAGCAGAUCAAUCAACAGAAGGAGAAAAUGUCUGCAUCUCACAAUAUACAGAAUCCCCUGACGCCCCUAAUACUUGGCUGAUUGUUGGUGUAGUUUUAGCAGUGAUCUGUUUACUCUUCAUCAUCAUUCUGAUUUUCUUCUUCUAUUCAAGAAGACGAACAAAGGAACAAUAUCCUGACAUCCCUUUACACAUUUUUAGCAAUACUGCUAUGAGAAUAGAAGACUAUGAAGAGUACUUCAAGUGGAAACAUGCAGAUGGUUUUGCUGAAGACUAUGAGGAGUUGAAGUCUGUUGGAACAGCACAGUCAAAGAAUGCAUCCCUGGCUAUUGAAAACAAGGGGAAGAACCGUGAAAGCAAUGUGUUACCUUAUGAUUCUUCAAGAGUGAAGUUAUCAGUAUGUGGCAGCCCCUUUGAUGAUUACAUCAAUGCCAGCUAUGUCCCAGGCUACAAGUCAAGAGAAGAGUUUAUAGCUGCUCAGUGUCCAUUGCCCGCCACAAUGGAUGAAUUCUGGAGAAUGAUCUGGGAAAAAAACAUCUACACCAUAGUGAUGCUGACCAAAUGCAAUGAGCAGGUACUGAAAUGUGAAAAGUACUGGCCAUCUGGCACUAAUAAUUAUCAUGAUAUCUCUGUGACGACCACCUCAGAGGCAGAACUGGAAAGUUGGACCAUAAGAGACUUCGGAAUAAAAAAUGUGAAAACAGCAGAAACUCGUAACAUAUGCCAGUUCCACUUCACGGCGUGGCCGGAUCACGGAGUUCCACAGGCCACUGAAGUCCUCAUUGAUUUCAGAUGCCUGGUGAGAAAACACAUGAAUCAGUACUCACGCCACUCCCCAACUGUGGUGCAUUGCAGUUCUGGUGUGGCAACAGGGGUCUUCAUUGCCAUUGAUCACCUGAUCUUCCAGAUUGAAAGAGACAGUAUGGUGGAUGUGUACGGAAUUGUUACUGAUAUGCAAAUGCACAGGCCUCUCAUGCUGCAGACUGAGGAGCAAUAUUCUUACCUCCACCAGUGUGUGUAUGAGAUCAUUCGAUCAAGGACUGGAACCAACUUGGGCUUAAUUUACCAGAACACAGCAGCACACCAGACCUAUGAGAAUACAAAAUAUCUUAAACAAUAAAAUAGCCUUUGUCAAAUUAUAAAACAGAUUUAAGAUUAUAUAAAGCACAUUUUUAAACUUUAUUUUAAAAUAAUGCAUACUUUACAUGUAGUUUUAUUUCAAUCAAGAGAUUUUCUUUUCUUCUUUCAUUUUUAUUUAUUUUAUUUUACUUUACUUUUCCAAAGGUUAUACUUGUAUAAUUUGACAUCACUGUAACCCCUGUAUUUUAUAAAACAUUUAUCACUUAACAUGUUAUUUAAAAGGUACAGUUUUAUGAUUAUUUUCAACAUUCUUUGCUGGCAAUUAGUAUUUGUUUGGGAUUUGCAAUUUGUAUACUUAAUGUUGCACCAAAUAUUAGCACAGCUGUGACUACCUGCACUCUUACUUGAUAUUGCUUAAAUAUAUUCUAUAAAGCACUAUUCAUUCCA